CACAAUAAAACCAAAUCUGUGUCCGCCCUCAGUCUCCCUCUCGCAAGAAGCUGGUGGCGAUCUGGAGAUUCUGGAUCAAAAUCCUUACUGCCUCAGGGAGAAAUCGGCUUCAUUCUCGUCCCGUUCCGUUGGGAAGUUUUCCCCCCGAUUUCUAGCAGAAUAAUCUGUCCCACGUGCUGGUAUUUAGUGCUUUUAUCCAUUAUUUCCGCUGCCUAUGAUUUUUUUCCUUCAACGGGGGAAUAUCUUUCCUAUGAUUUGGAACUUGUUCCUGAAUCACGGCUCAUCAAGUUGGGAUUGGAGUGCUAGUCUCAAAGCAUUAAUAAGUGACGAUGGCAAGUAAUAAGGGGAAAGGUGCUCAGAAAGAUGAAGGAUCUUCUUCCAGCAAUGUCCAUGAUGCUAGUGGUAAUGAAAUCCAGAGGCAAAGAUCCUUAAAUGGGAGGAUGACUGGUCCAACACGUCGGUCAACCAAAGGACAAUGGACAACUGAGGAGGAUGCCAUAUUGCGCAAGGCUGUCCAGAGUUUUAAAGGCAAAAACUGGAAAAAGAUAGCUGAAUGCUUUCCAGACAGGACUGACGUCCAAUGCCUACAUAGGUGGCAAAAAGUUUUGAAUCCAGAGCUUGUGAAAGGACCAUGGUCAAAGGAGGAAGAUGAAAUUAUAAUUGAAAUGGUCAAGAAGUUUGGACCCAAAAAAUGGUCGGCAAUUUCACAAGCAUUACCUGGACGCAUUGGGAAGCAAUGCAGGGAAAGGUGGCAUAAUCAUCUUAAUCCCUCCAUAAAUAGGGAGCCAUGGAUGCAAGAAGAGGAAAUAACACUUAUUCAUGCCCAUCAAAUUUAUGGAAACAAGUGGGCAGAGCUGACAAAAUAUUUACCAGGCAGGACGGAUAAUGCAAUAAAGAAUCAUUGGAAUAGUUCAGUGAAAAAGAAAAUAAGUUCAUACUUAGCAUCAGGAUUGCUUUCACAGUUUAAAGGGCUUUCUCAUGCUGAAAGUCCUCAGUUAGUUGAUAGACAGACACCGAAUGAGAGUGAUAUAAAAGAAAGGCUCGAGAUUGAGGAUUCAUCAGAUCAUUGUGAAACUUCAUCUGCUAAUUUGGUUUGCUCUCAGUCUGAUGGGGAACUCAUUAAUGCUGCGCCAGUGGAUGAUGAAAUGAAAUUUGAUACAGAUAUCAGUGGAAAAGAUUUUCAGGACUCCAAUUUUGCAAUAUGCAUGAAGGAAUAUUAUGCCUGUUUAGAGGAAUAUACUUCUGCUGUUUCUGAAGCACAGUGUGAUGUAUCAGCAUCUACAAGCUUAAUACUAGAGGCUAUACCAGAAAAAAUUUCUGAGGAAGUGACAGCGUAUCAGUUUCCAAACAAUUCUUCAGCAGAAGUGUCCCAGAAAUUAUUGGAGUUACCAGAGACAUCAGAAUACCAGAAACUUUGCAGUAGAAACGAUGUUAGUGAAUCUGCUUUGUGGCUAAAUCUGUUAGAUCAUACAAACCAGAAUAACCUUUUGGUAUGCGGAACUAGUUGCUUCAACAACAAUCCUUAUGGGUCAGGUAUUAAUCAAGGAACUACUGAGGAAGUAUCUACUGAUCUUGAUGUUUCAAGCUCCAUCAAUUUGGAUUAUUUCUCAGGUGUAAAUUGCCAAAAUUCUUUCACUUCUGAAGCUUACAGAAGUACUACUAUGUGCUCUGAUCAAGCUUACCCUAGCAAUUCAUCAGAUAUUCUCCAAAAUUCCCAUUGCAACAAUUUGGUGGCGCUAGCACCUCCUUACCAAAAUACAAGUGAAGGAAGUUUGCAUGGAUGCCAUACUGUUGAUACCAGACAAACCUCUGUUGGAGGUCAAGAUCCAGGGGUCAUUACAUGUUCAUAUGAUGGCUUUGCUUACUCUGGUUGCACUUUUCUGUGCCCUGAUGAUAAAAAUCAACCUAAGAUUACUCUGCUGGAAGAGGAGCGGGAAAUUGGCACUCCAAAGCACACAAAUACAGAAGAGAUAGGUUCUGUUAUUCCCAAUCAAAAGUUGUUAUCAGAUGAGGAUACAACUGUACAGUCAGUAGAGAAGCCAGAUUCUGGAGCUUUAUUUUACGAACCACCACGCUUUCCAAGCUUAGAUAUUCCAUUUGUCAGCUGUGACCUCAUUUCCUCUGGAGAUCUUCAGCAAGCAUAUAGUCCCUUUGGAAUUCGUCAGAUAAUGAUGUCCUCUAUGAGUUCCAAACCAUAUAGCUUUUGGGAUUCACCAUCACGUGAUGGGUCACCUGAUGCCCUUCUAAAAAGUGCUGCCAAAAGUUUCUUGUGUACACCAUCUAUUAUGAAGAAGCGGCAACGUGAAUUGUCAUCACCUCUAGCAGAACAAAGGACCGACAAGAAACCUGGUAAACAUAUGGUUCAUGUGCCAUUAUGCUCAUUCCCCAUGAAUAAUGAUGAGAAAUCUUGCAUGGUUAAUGGGAAUAAUGAAGCCAUUUUGGAUAAGAUUACUUCGGAUUGUACUGAAGGGGUCUUUAGUUCUCCCUCUGAUAACCAGCGGAAUGAACCUGUCCUUGAGGAUGAGGACAAAGAAAACAUAAUGCCUGCUGGUUAUGCAACAGAUGGAAAUGUUGAGGAAGCUAAGGUCUUAAGUAACCUGUCUGAUAAAGUGAUAUCCUCUUCAACAACUGUUAGUGCUGCAAAUGCAGCUGAUGCUGGUGCUUCGAGGACACCAUUUCGUAUUCUCAUUCAAUGCAAUUCCAAGGACCAAGGACUCUUUUCUCCACGCAGCAAUGAAGGUCCUACCAAGGUGUCAUCUGCCACAGGUUCAAAGUCAUUGAAAGUUGAAACAAUUAAGGGAUAUGAAAGUAUAUCAAACAAUGGCCAAAUAGAUCCCAAUGCUGAAUCUCUGAUGCAAGACUCUACUGUGUUUUCUCCGAGUGUUGAUGAAAAGAAAAAGGACUUGCAUUCAGUUCCAACAAUAUCAAUUUCAUCUCAAUCAACAGGGCCUUCUCCUACAGUGGUUGGAAAAUGCAGUUCAGCUGCUGAUGACAUCACACACUUAAAAAUUUUUGAUGACACCCCUUGCAUCAAAAGAGGGAUUGAAUCUCCUUCGGCAUGGAAGUCACCUUGGUUUAUGAACUCUCUCCUUCCGGGAAAUGCAAUCAACAAUGAACUGACAUUUGAGGAUGUAGGAUUUUUCAUGAGUCCAGCUGAUAGAAGUUGUGAUGCCAUUGGCUUGAUGAUGCAAUUUAGUGAGCACACUGCUGCUGUAGUUGCAGAGGCUGAAGAGUUGCUGAGAAGUGGAAGUGCUGGCAAAACCUCAAAUGAGGCACGACUGGAGAAGAAGAAAUCCUUAGAAGAAAAUGUGGAUUGCGACAAAGAAGCAGAAAAUUUUAGCAUGCCGGCAAAAAUUAUGUCUGAAGCACGAGUUCUUGAUUUUAGUGGCUGUGGCACGCCAGUUAAAAGACCAGAAAAUUUGAAAACAGGGAGUACAACAGAGACGGCAAUGAGCCCUUCGUCGUAUCUUUUGAAGGUCUGCAGGUAGAAAGGUUCAGGCCGAUAACUACAAAUCCUUUUUUUUCUUUAUGCCCCUUCGCUGACAUAGCUGUAAUGAUUUAUUGCAUCCCAUGGUUUUUUUUUCCUUCUCUAUUUUCAUUUUGAUGGCCUAGCCAUCGUCUUAGCUAGAAGACAGCUGAUUUGGAGUAUUAUUAAUGAAUGUUACUUGAAUGUAAUCUCAAUGUAUUUUUCCUGCGCUUGUA
Zingiber officinale is the source of this 3702-nucleotide messenger RNA. Its product is annotated as transcription factor MYB3R-1-like. The coding region runs from base 330 to 3488 and encodes 1052 amino acids. Gene Ontology annotation, biological process: regulation of DNA-templated transcription. The record is from RefSeq and is a predicted model, not a curated record. Lineage: Eukaryota; Viridiplantae; Streptophyta; Magnoliopsida; Zingiberales; Zingiberaceae. Gene Ontology annotation, cellular component: nucleus. The transcript is spliced from 12 exons. Gene Ontology annotation, molecular function: RNA polymerase II cis-regulatory region sequence-specific DNA binding; DNA-binding transcription factor activity, RNA polymerase II-specific.